Anthonomus grandis grandis is the source of this 2132-nucleotide messenger RNA. Its product is annotated as protein yellow-like. Bases 470 to 2110 code for a protein of 546 amino acids. The record is from RefSeq and is a predicted model, not a curated record. The transcript has 9 exons. Lineage: Eukaryota; Metazoa; Arthropoda; Insecta; Coleoptera; Curculionidae. Gene Ontology annotation, cellular component: extracellular region.
UUUGAUAUAUGACUGUCGUAGAACUUUCCACCGUCAUUCGAUGUCUACAUUGCCCGACAGUUUAUGACAAUAAAAUUUAAAAAGUUUUAAGAUAUUUUUUAUUCAAAUAUCAUUGUCGCUUUAACUAAAUAUCGAUCUAUCGAAAAAUUUAUUUUAAUUAUUUUUUUUUCCGGUCUCGUGAUCUUACGAAUCGCCCGUAACCGCAUCUGCGGAUUUUUUUUUUAAAUUAUUUUCUGAAUUUUGUUUAAUUUGCGUUUAGUCGAUCGCAGACUGUUGUAAACUGAAACCGUCUUUUUUCCGGUUUUAGUUUUCUUAUUUUGUGCGUAAAUGAUUGGUUUGUUUCGGUUUCUGUUGGUUUAAGACGGUGACUUUAACGCAUUGGACAAAUUUGUGGAUUUAUCAAUUUUUUUUUUUGAAAUAUAUAAAUGUGUAGAGUAGCCCAAAACCAGUGAGAAAAUGUUAGUAAAAAAUGGCUUUGGAUAACUGGUUUCAAAAUUGGCACCCCACAUUCUUUCAGCAACCACUGCAUCACGAUCCGAUCCACAAUUCGACUGGUAAAAGGUUAAAGAACCCGACGAAUCUUCUACCAAUUUAUUUCUCACUAAAUCUUUUGGGUUCAGAACAUAAAAAUCUUAAAGGUCCUUCAAAAGUAGAUGCACAUUUUCCUACAGAAUGGAAGAGUAAGGAGUUACCCUUUCAUAAUUUUAAAGAUGAUUUACCAGGAGAAGAAUAUGACUAUAGCUUACCUCUUAGACUUAGCUCGCAACCCAACGAACACUAUUCGUCCCCCCACGUAGAUAGUUCAACAUUUGAAAAAUCAAUUUAUACAAAAAAACAUCACAAUACAGACGAAACAUAUGAGGAUCACCACAAACUUAAAGCUCUGGAAAUCACUGGCCCAUUUAAGACAUGGUACAGAUGGAAAACCCUGGAUUUUGCUUAUCCAAGCUUAUUGGAAAGAUCCAAGGCUAUUGCUAAAGGGGAUUUUGUAGUUGAAAACAACUUACCUUUGGGUAUAGAAGUAUAUAAAGACAGAAUAUUCAUGUCAAUGCCAAAAUGGAAACCAGGUGUACCUGUCACAUUAGCUCAAUUGCCAAGAGUGCCUAAAGAAGAGUCGCCGCCAUUGAUGCCUUAUCCUAAUUGGGAUUGGCAUUCAGAAAAAAGUUGUGAUCUUAUUACUUCAGUCUUCCGAAUGAAAACUGACAUAUGCGGCAGACUUUGGGUAUUAGACUCUGGAAAAAUAUCGAUUACUACAGAAGAAGCCAAACAACAUUGCCCACCUAAAUUGCUGAUAUUUGAUCUCGAAACCGACGAACUGCUCGACAAAUAUAUUUUUGAUAAUAGCUUUGUAAAGGAGGAUAGUCUUUAUUCGAAUAUUAUUGUAGACUUACGACAAGGAGAUUGUCAUGAUGCUUAUGCGUAUAUGGCAGAUGUUUGGAGGUUCGGAAUCGUUGUGUUUAGACUCGCAGACCACCAUGCCUGGCGUAUAACUGAUCAUCUUUUCUACCCCGACCCGCUUGCAGCAUCCUACCAACUGCACCACUUAAAAUUCGAAUGGAUGGAUGGAAUUUUCGGAAUGGCCCUUAGUCCUGAGGGAGACUUUCACGAAGACAGGAUACUCUACUUUCAUCCCAUGUCCAGCUUUAGGGAAUUCUACGUUAAGACUUCAUAUUUGAGAUCCGAUGGGGAUCACGAUGAUGGAGAUGCUUUUAAGAUUAUGGGAGAAAGCAGAGGGCCUCAAGGGCAUGCCUCCUCUUCAGUAAUGAAUCAAGAUGGAAUAUUAUUUUAUAAUUUGGUUUCUCGUGAUUCUAUAGGUUGUUGGGAUUCCAGAAAGCCAUAUAAGAGAGAGAAUUUGGGAGUGGUGGCUAGAAGUAGACAAACCUUAGUGUUUCCAAAUGAUAUACGGCUAGAUCAGGACAAAAAACAGAGUAUGUGGAUCAUAACGAAUAGACUGCCAUACUAUCUUAUAGAAGGCUUGGAUAUUAGUCGAAUUAAUUUUAGAGUUAUGUCAGCAUAUACCGAUGAAGCUAUAAAGGGUACCAUUUGUGAUCCUAAUGUUCAUAAUAAAAGUACAUAUUUAGAGCCUCCCAUUGAUGAAGAUUGCUAUUGAAAUAAAUCGUAAUAUCUUUAUA